AUGCAGAGCAUUACAUUUGCCGCUUUCCUACUGGCAGUCGCCAUGCCCCUGAUCGUGAAGGUAUUUCUCCGGCCCGGUCAUAGCAAGUCCCUAUUCUCCUCACUGCCAUCCUCGGUCAGACGCUGCAUCCGCUUUGUCCAGCUCCUUGCUGGCGGCGAGCAGCAGCAGCAGCAACAGCACCGCGGCGGCAAAUUCCCGUCAUCCCCGUUUCUCGGCUGCAGCGGUGGCGACGGGGAGGCGCCGCAACGGGUGCAGCAGCGAGGCCGCCCUGUUCGCGCCGUUAGCUACAGCAACGAUGAGUACGCGAGGACACUAAACGCUGACAAUGACCUAUCUCCGCCAACCAGCCUGGAUGACCUCCUGCUCCGGAACAUCAGGGGUGGCAGCAGACCUCCCAGCCGCAGCGGCAGCCGGCCCUCGAGUCGCAGCAACAGCAGACCCCCGAGCCGCAGUAACAGUAGGCCUCCUAGCCGCAGCGGCAGCAGACCUCCCAGCCUUGGCGGCAUGUCGCCGCUCCCCUCGAAGCCGACCCGUCGCAAUUUUCUCCGCAAGUCGAGCUACGACUCGACCCACUCGUGCGCUGCCGGUGUUAACUCUGCCUCCUCGGCGUCCGCAGUGACCGGUAGCACAAGCGCAGUAUUUGAUAGCUUCGCCAUCGGCCUUGGCGGUGCUUGCGACUUUGCCCCGCCCUCGGGCAGCGACUACUCCCCGCGUGGACGUGGCCGGACCCAAUCGUGGAAUGUCGUCGCGGACGCCUUGAGCAGUAGCAACAGCAGCAGCACCUCUCCAGCUAACUUGACCAUCCUCGAGGUGAGGGGUGGCAUCGUCUGUCAGCGGGAGGUUGACGACGAGACCGGCACCGAGGGCGAUAUGGGCGUCGGUUCGGGUGCGGGCGCGGGCCAGGCGGCGGACCUCGUGGACCUGGCGGCAGCGUGGGCGUCCUCGCGCGGCGUCGACACCAAUGUCGGGCUCGAGCACUUUGAAGCGAGGUCGAUGCUGGGCCGCGCCAUCCGCAAGUUCAAGGCCAAGUCGCGGCGGCUGAAGCAGAUGGGCGCGCGCGAGCACGUGGUGCGCGAGGCUCGCGAGAACUGGGCCCGGCGCUCGCUCGAAUUCGAGGCCGAUGAGUGGGCCGCUGCCGCUGCCGCCGCCUCGGUCGUCACCAGCCCGAGGAGCUCCAUAUCGUCCGACACCGCCCCGCCCACGACCGUCUACCACGCCAGUGUCCCUGACGCUGCCGACCCGACCGUCCUCGAGGCCGUGGUCGAGCUGCCCCACCUCGAGAAGACGCCCGUGCUGCGCCCGGCCGAGUCCAUGGACAGCCUGGCGCGCGACGUCGCCGCCCUGUCCGCCGAGAGCGAGCUCCCUCACUCGGUCAAAUCAGCAGCGGCUGCGGUCAGGCCCGUCUCCCGCGGCAAGGCGGGCAGCAAGAGCACGGUCGGGAGGCGCCUGAGCACCUCGAUCCGCGCUUUCAGGAGGCGGAGCAGCAGCAAGCCCGAGAACCGCAAGCGGGCCGGGUCGGGCUCCAGUGAUUCGACCACGAUCGGCAGGCGACGGACCAUGAUGUCUUGGGGCAGGGCCAAGUAA
Pyricularia pennisetigena is the source of this 1584-nucleotide messenger RNA. RefSeq lists its product as uncharacterized. Bases 1 to 1584 code for a protein of 527 amino acids. The record is from RefSeq and is a predicted model, not a curated record. The transcript has a single exon. Lineage: Eukaryota; Fungi; Ascomycota; Sordariomycetes; Magnaporthales; Pyriculariaceae.